AUAGUAACUCCAGGCUUAGAUCAAGUGCCUAUUUGGGUCACAGCUUCACUAGUAAUCGCCUGAUUUUUGAACUGGGAUUGAGGCAUCUUUGUAAGAACCUGAUCAAUUUUAAUUUAAAAAUUCUCGAAUCCCGUAUGCCUAUUGAAUUUGAGAAUGUUCUUAAGCAUCGAGAUUCAUCAAGAUUGUCUUUGAAGUUUCCAAAAAUAAAGAUAGGUGAAUUACAGUUAUCCGAACUUUGA
Molecule: messenger RNA, 239 nt
Organism: Dentiscutata heterogama
Lineage: Eukaryota; Fungi; Glomeromycota; Glomeromycetes; Diversisporales; Gigasporaceae
Source: the annotation of a GenBank genome assembly